Pezoporus occidentalis (night parrot) is the source of this 5590-nucleotide messenger RNA. RefSeq names its product zinc finger protein 800 (gene ZNF800). The record is from RefSeq and is a predicted model, not a curated record. Bases 212 to 2284 code for a protein of 690 amino acids. The transcript is spliced from 5 exons. NCBI's taxonomy places the organism in Eukaryota, Metazoa, Chordata, Aves, Psittaciformes, Psittacidae.
GGGAGCGGCGCGUGCGCACUGCGCGUCCCCUCGCCGGCAGGCCCACAGUCACUUCCUGCCCCCGUGCCCAUCCGGCUCCGGGGUCAGCGGCCGCCGCUGUGGCGGGACAGCGGGGAGUGAAGUUUCGCUCGGGGCGGGGGAAGCUGGCCGUCCGCUUCCAGCAGAAACGAGCUGCUGGAUGUAGAAGGAAAGUAGUUCGUGCACACGGAAAAUGCCUCUGAGGGACAAGUGUUGUCAGACUGACCACCAUCACCAUGGAUGCUGUGAACCAGUGCACCUGUUGGAACCUGGUGAUCCUCCGUUAUUGCAGCAGCCUCUGCAGACAUCAAAAUCUGGUAUUCAGCAAAUUAUUGAGUGUUUUCGAUCAGGAACUAAACAACUUAAACAUAUCUUGUUAAAAGAUGUGGACACUAUUUUUGAGUGUAAAUUGUGCCGGAGUCUCUUCAGAGGAUUACCAAAUUUAAUUACUCAUAAAAAGUUUUAUUGCCCUCCAAGUCUCCACAUGGAUGACAACCUCCCAGAUAUAAAUGACAAACAGAGUCAAGCCAUAAGUGACCUCCUGGAAGCAAUCUAUCCAAGGGUAGAUAAGCAAGAAUAUAUAAUUAAAUUGGAACCUAUAGAAAGUAAUCAAAAUGCUGUAUUUCAAUAUGUAUCGAGGACUGAUGGCCCAGAUGAGAAUGUAGAAAGCAGUAGUACCCCUGAUCAAGCUCCAGUACAGAUACAGGAACCCAGCACUGAGCAACCCAAGACUGUUUCAGCUCCAGCCCCAAACCCAGCCCCAGCUGGGGAGACUGUAGAAUUACCUCCAGCUGAUCCUGUUACAAACAAAGGGAUACCUACUCCUGAAGAACAGCCUCCAGCAGUAAAUCCUGAGGUGGACUCUCUGGAUAAUUCUGAUUUUGGCCACCAGUUGAUAUGUUGCCUUUGUAGGAAAGAAUUUCAUUCCAGACGGAGUGUACGCCGGCACAUUCGAAAAGUGCACAAAAAAAAGAUGGAAGAGCUAAAGAAGUACAUAGAAACAAAAAAGAAACCAAAUCAGUCCUCUGUGAAAGGACGAAACAAGAAUGUCCUUGUAACAUUAGGUAGAAGUUGUCCUGUGUGUUAUAAAUCUUUUGCUACAAAAGCCAACGUAAGGAGGCAUUUUGAUGAAGUUCAUAGAGGAUUAAGAAGGGAUUCCAUUACUCCUGAUAUUGCUACAAAGCCUGGGCAACCUUUGUUCUUGGAUACAGUUUCUGCUAAAAAAUCUUUUAAGACCCGAAAACAAAAGUCGUCUUCAAAGGCUGAAUACAACUUAACUGCAUGCAAAUGCCUUCUGUGCAAGCGAAAAUAUAGUUCACAAAUAAUGCUGAAAAGGCACAUGCAAAUUGUUCACAAGAUAAUUCUUUCUGGAAAGAACUCUAAAAGAGAGAAAGGACCCAACAAUACUGCCAACGGCACAGAAAUAAAAGUAAAAGUUGAACCAGCAGAUUCUGUAGAACCUUCACUCCCUUCCAUUGCCCUUUCUCCUCAGAAUGAAUUAAAGGGAACAAAUAAUUCAAAUGAGAAAAAAAGCACACCGUCAGCACAGAAAAAUAAAGUUAAACAGGACCCUGAAAACCCUAAAUCAACUUCUAAAUCAACCACUAAAUCAACCUGUAAAUCAACUGCUAAAUCAACCUCUAAAUCAACCAAUGCAUCUGCUGCAGGUGGCCAGCAAAAAACCAGGAAGCCAAAACUUUCAGCUGGCUUUGACUUCAAGCAGCUUUACUGUAAGCUCUGUAAACGCCAAUUUACUUCUAAACAGAACUUGACAAAACACAUUGAAUUACACACAGAUGGAAAUAAUAUUUAUGUUAAAUACUACAGGUGUCCACUCUGCUCGUACGAAACACGUCGCAAGCGUGAUGUGAUAAGGCACAUAACUGUAGUUCAUAAAAAGUCACCACGCUACCUUGGGAAAAUAACUGCAAGUUUAGAAAUUAGAGCAAUAAAAAAGCCAAUUGAUCUUGUUCUAAAUAAGGUGACAAAAAGAGGCCCUCAGAGGGAUGAAACAAAACAGAUUUGUUCAAAACAGGAUGUCACCUCUAACUCUCCCGGUAAAAAGUACGAAGGAGCUGAUGUUGGCAUUGAAGUAAAAGUAACAAAAAACUUUUCUCUGCACCGAUGCAAUAAAUGUGGGAAAGCAUUUGCCAGAAAAGCUUUUCUAGAACAUCAUAAGAAAACUCACAAAGCAAAUGUAUCUCACUCAACUGAAGAAAAUAAAACCAAAGGCAGAAGUACAAGAUCUAAAGCUGUUGUCUGGUGAGGAAAAAAAGUGUUUUGUUUAUUAUUUUUCUUUAAAAGAAAACAAAACAAAACAAAACCACUGCCUUUCUUUUGCUGUUGUUGAUUUAUUGCCGAAAUCAUUUUAUGGUUUAGUGGCUUAAAUACUAAGGUAGAUGUCAAAUUUAUUUCUUACAUGUUUUUAGUGUUUUGGAAAAGAGUUAAUUUCUAAAUUUGUCAUUGUAGGAAGUUGGAAUAGAAGAUAGAUUAGAUUGUAUUGAGUCAAUUCUUUAAAUUGUCUUAAGGCAUCUGUUGUAAUCAAGCUAAUAUAUGUUGAAAAUAGUAAAUUUUUAAAAUUAACAUUACUUUUGUUUGGUUUGAAUAACUUCACCUGUUAGUUAACUUCUCAGUGACACAGUUGAAGAAGUACUAGAGGAGGUGCAACAGUAAAAGCUGUUGACAGAAAAAAAUCUCUCUGUACUUGUUGGAAUUGUCAUUUGUGCUUCAUUUUUUUUUUUUUUUUCAAUUUUAAUGUAUAUUGGCUAUGUGCUGUCAACAAAAAGGGAACAGGUUUUUGGAAUGUAAUUCAGAUGCUUAAUUGCUUUGGUGCAAAAUCAGUAUGAGUUAGGUGCCUACGAAUGCAUUUUAAAUCAUCAAAUUUAGAAUUUGAUUCUUUUAAUGCUUAUUCAUAUAAGCACAGGUUUGGAAACUUCUGAUCAUUUUAUUUUUUGAAGUGUUCAAGUCUUAUCAAGAUUUUUUUUUUAAGCCUAAAUACGUGUAGAAGUCUGUCCAAGAAUUUUCUGAACUUCUUAUAUGGUACUCUGGGAACUUUUUGGCACUUGGAAGGGUUGUGUUUGUAGCUUCUCAGUUUUCCAUAGCCUUCAUGUUAAAGAUGGCGUAUUCUUAAAAGGACCUCUUUGAAAAAAAAGGAAAUAAGUUAUGUAUGUGGUCAGUUUGUAUUUCACGGUGGCUGAUGCGUGAAAGUUGGCGAAUUGUACAAAAAAUUAUAGUGAAGAGAGACAGUAGAAAUACCUGUAAAAGUUUUUUAACAUCCUUAUUCAGAACUACCUUUCUAGCAUAUUUGGUGAAAAGAAAGCCAAGUAUAUGUGCCUUGUCCUGUAUUUCAACUCUGAAAUAACUACUUCCCAGGAGGUGUUCAGCUUUUAUAGUGACUUGCCAGCCAGCUAUGUUAAAUUGUAAUCUGGUGCUUUUGUGACUUUGUAACAAAUCCUGGCUAAGUGGAACAGAACUUCAGAAAUACACUCAGCUGGACCCUGAAUUACGCUGUAUUUGAGAGGAGGAGUGGCUUCUGCAUUUUGAUCAUGAAUUAAAAGUUUAGCCUUAUACAUUAUUUAUGUCAUGUAAUUUAAGACAGAAAAUUCUAUCUGUAAACUCAAAACAUUAGUUUAUUUGCAUUUCUCCUCAAAUAGGUUCAGGUGAUGUUCAGAAAGUUUGAAGUCCAUUUGAAUGAAAAACUCUUAAGUUUGUUGUUGGAACUGCUAAUACGCUGAUAAUGUUACUAUAAGGAGGAAAUAUUUUCAUAAGCUGUUGUUUUCUUACUGUAUUAAUAACCAUUCUGACUGUUCCUUGGACAGUGCCUCUUCCCGAGCACUGAAGUAGUUGAAAUGCACAUGUGCUUCUAAAUUAGCAGUUAUCUCAAUGCAGUUGAGGUUUGACAGUAUAGAGCAAACUUUCUGAAAUGAAGAAAGUACAGAGGCAAGUUAAUGAACAGCAGCUUUGGAAGAAGAAUUUUGUUCCUCAUUUAGGAAAUAACCUUCAGAGAGCUCAUCGUGCAUAGUGGUCCUCCCUAGUAGUGCUGAUUGAACAGCUUUAGCUUUUUUGUGAUAUCUGACUUUGGCAAAUAUUGUGUUAUAUACUGUUUUAAAUUUAUUACAAAUGAAUGUAUAAGAGCAAACAACGUAGUGUAUAUUGGCUGAAUUGUACUAAUUUUUAGUAUUUGCCAUAACAUCCAUUUGUUCAGUUUGACUGAUUUCCCUGUUCUGGGACAUUGUGAAUUUCGCUGUACUGAAGUUGCUGCAAAGAUCUCCAUUUUGUUUCCAUAUGUGGUUCAUAGGAAAACGUUGUAAACAUCUGGGAAUUUUACAAGCAUAUCCACAUUCCUCUAUUCUUUACUUUUUUUAAGAAAAGAUACACAAGCACUUUAAUGAUAGUUGCAGUUUAUUUUUUCAGUUUAUUUUUUGAAAGAUCAACACACUAAUGUUAAUAUGAAGGUAGUGAAUAUUUGCUGAUGUAUUAUAGACAAUCUGUGCACAACCACUCAUAAUGUUAGCUUAUUUCAUUAAAUAUUAAUAAAAAGGGAGGAUAGUAUGGGAGAAACUCAGAACAUUUUUUUGUUUGGAGAUCAUGAAUGACCACUAAUGGGUAGCACUUGACUUUGUAUAAUUUGGAAAAUGUUUUAGAUACCUUUUUUUAACCUUUUAAUCAAGAUUGUAGUAAAGCAGCCGCAUGCCUGCCAUUAUGAAAUUCUUGGCAGGUUUCAUGCAUCAGUGGUUUGGGGUUUUUUUGUUUUGUUUUUUACUUUUUAGAAAAUGUUUAGUGAUUUGUGUCAAAUUGCUACAAUUUGAAAGGUAUUGUGCAUCAGAAGAAAUACCAUGUUUUUUAUGUGGGUUCACUCCCUUACUUAGGGAGGUGCCUUGUGUUCAUAUAUACUUUUUGUAUAAAAUAUAUCUAAAAAUGUUGAUCACAAGAUCAGGAAUAAAAAUACUUAUAUGGAUAGAGAAAUAUUUGGCCCUGUUAGUGCAUUGCACUAAAAAUACUGUGAAUGGGAACCGGACUGUAACUGUUGCUCAAGAUGUUUUAUAUUGAAUGUACAUUCUUUUGUUUGGAUAAAUGUACUGUAUUUGAUGGAAAAUAAAGCAGACUGGAAAUCACUUUGAAGUAUGCAUAAACAAAAAGAUGUCGUGUUUGUAAACCUGGAAUAUCUAGCACUCCACAACUGGAAAUUACAGUGUUUGAAUUUUUGUAAAGUUUUACUCUUUGAUCACUGAAACUCGUUGAUUGUAAUAUUCUCUUGUAAUAAAUGUGUGGGGUUUUGUUAUUAAAACUUUGGCACUUGUGGAGUGAACACUUUCUCCACAUUGAUGGUUGACACUGCUGUAUUUUUAGAAAACAUUGUUGAUGCUGGCUUGUUCCUUGUAAACAAAGCUCUUCCUUAACCAAGCUUUUUUAUAUUACCCUUUUAAAAUGAAAGUUAAUAUUAAUAUUGAAGGAGAUGGGAUAUGCUGGGCUUUUAAUAAGAAAAUAGGAUUACCUAGUUUUGCACUGAAUUUGCAUUGGUGGCCAACUAAUGUUACUUCUUUUUAUAGCUGAAAUAGAAGACAAGAACUGC